AUGGUGUUUUUCACCUGCAAUGCUUGUGGAGAGUCCCUGAAGAAAGGACAAGUGGAGAAGCACGUGGCAGCUUGCAGAAACUGUCGAUGCCUCUCUUGUAUUGACUGUGGGAAGGACUUCUGGGGAGAUGAUUAUAAAAGUCAUCUGAAGUGUAUAAGUGAAGAUCAGAAAUACGGGGGGGAAGGCUUUUGAAGCAAAGGCCAACAAGGGAGAUGUGAAGCAGCAGCAGUGGAUUCAGAGAAUUCAUGAAGUUAUGAACAAACCUGGCAUAACUCCAAACUUGAAGAACAUCUUGAAUCAGAUAAGCACAUAUGAUAACAUCCCAAGAAAAAAAUCCAAAUUUCAGAACUGGAUGAAGAACAGCCUAAAAAUUCACAAUCAAGCUUUACAAGAACAAGUUUGGGAGAUUUUCUCAGAAGCCACCAGCACAACAAAAGAAGCAGCUAGUAAAGAAACACCAAAAGCAGCUCACACAGCUGCUCCUGAAGAAACAUCUCAAUCUUCAGAAACCAUGGAAGAAAUGAAGAAGAAGAGCAAAAGGGAGCGCAAGGAGGAAAGGAAGAAAAAGAAUAAAAAAGAAAAAAAGGAGCUGAAUUCAGAGGAACACACAGAAUAUGAAACAAAAAAAAAGAGCAAGAAACGCAAAAUGGAAGAGGAGAUUCAGGAGAGCGAUGAUGAGGAUAGAGCAGAGAAAAAGAAAAAAAAGAAAAAGAAACAUGAAAAUGAUGAGGAGGUAGAAGAGUCAAGAACACAGAAGAGGAAACCUGAAGAAUCACAAGAACAAGAAGAUGUAGAAAACGAUGAGGAGGAGGAAAAUGAUGAGGAUAACAGCGCUAACAAAGGUAAAUUUAACUGGAAGGGAACUAUCACAGCUUUAUUAAAGCAGGCUCCUGACAAUGAACUUCCCAUCAAGAAGCUGAGGAAGAAGGUUGUCGCUCAGUAUUACAUAGUAUCCUCUGCCCAGCACAAGUCUGAAGAAGAUGUUUUUGCUACCUUCAACAAGAAAAUACACCGCAAUCCAAAGUUUAGAGUAUUGAAAGAGAGAGUAAAACUAAUUAAAUAG
Messenger RNA from Staurois parvus, 1063 nucleotides. The record is from the annotation of a GenBank genome assembly. Lineage: Eukaryota; Metazoa; Chordata; Amphibia; Anura; Ranidae.